Molecule: messenger RNA, 951 nt
Organism: Effrenium voratum
Lineage: Eukaryota; Dinophyceae; Suessiales; Symbiodiniaceae
Source: the annotation of a GenBank genome assembly
AUGGAAUCAUUCGGGUUCGACCGGUAUGACGCCACCGCGCUGAAGCCGCGGCUGGACGCGUUGCGUCCAAGGAUCAUGGAACUCGAAGCGGACAUUCUCUGCCUUCAGGAAGUAAACGCACAAAAGAUCAAGGGUUCCUCCCAUCGCCAGUUUCCGGCGCUUGAACGCCUGCUGGCGGGAACUCCCUAUGAGACCUAUCAUCGAGUUGCCAGCGAACGCGCUCCCGGCAAGGGCCCCGGCGACAAGCACAAUCUUGUCUUGUUGUCGCGAUAUCUGAUAUCGGAGCAUGAGAGCCUGUUUCAACAGCACGCAAACGCGCCGCUCUGGCAACCGACAACAGCCGAUCCGGCAUACGAAACUCCCGAAGCCAUCACAUUCGAACGUCCCAUCCUGAAAUCUGUCGUCGAUUUCGGUUCGGCAAAACCCCUGCACCUCUUCGUGGUUCAUCUGCGCGCGCCGAUCGCGGCGAUGAUCCGCGGCGGCAAGAACCGGGACCGUUCCUGGAAAAGUGCUUCAGCCUGGGCGGAAGGCUAUCAGCUGUCGGUCCUGAAACAGACCGCUCAGGCCCUCGAGCUUCGCCUUUCGAUCGAGAAACUGUUUGAUGAAGACGAAGAGGCCCGGGUUGUCUUGACGGGCGAUUUCAAUGCGACAGGCGACACAGGCACGUUGCGGUUGCUGCGCGCCGACCCGGACGACACGGCGUCACCUGAAUUCGAAAACCGCCGACUGUUUCAACUCGACGCAUCGUUGCCGCUCGACCGGCGUCAAACCGUCAUCCACAAGGGCAGGGGUCAGGCGCUCGACCAUAUACUUGCAAGCCGGGCAAUGACGGACAGAACCACUGACGGUCGGGUCUUCAACUGCGGACUGCCUGACGAGGUCCUUGAUGCGGGUGAUGACGGAUACGCUGGAUCCUAUCACGCGGCGAUGCGUGCGGAAUUCGAACUAUAG